AUGACAGUCAAGGCAGACAAGAGUACCUGGAACAGCUCAGGAAAAGGUGAAGUUUCAAAUAUUCCGGAGAACGGAGUGUAUGGAGAAUCACGGGAACCCGGAAAGAAGCUGAGAUUACAGACCGCUCCCCGCAGUGGGACUCAGGCCCCUCUGCCCGGCAGCAGACGAAGAGCAGCACCGCCCGGUCCUCAGCGACGCCGCGGGCUCGCGGCUCGGUUACAGUCAGCAAAAUCUUCCCUAGGUAUCGUGGCAGUGUGUGCACAGAGCCGCAGAGCACCUGGUGCCCCGGCCAGACGCGUCUGGCGCUGCAAACUGCGGGCCCUGCCACAGCAUCCUGGCACGGCCUCCGCGUCUCCGUUCUGCUCCAGCACCUGCAGAGCUUUCUUCCCUUCGAUGCUGCAGCGUGGCAGCGCACAUGAGGAGGUAAGUGUGCGCACAGUGCUGCGCAGCCCACCGUCCCAUCUGGGCUUCCCCUCCUGGCGCCACUGGCUAUGGGAAGAGCAGCGGCUGGUUGCAUUAGCAGUGUUGCAAAAUGGGCAACUGCCCCGCUCGCUCCCUGUGGACUCGGGGCCUCUUGGUGGGGAGACCCCCAUUAGCAGCAGGGAUCGAGGACAGCACAGCCGAUCGCAGCCGAAGGAGAAAGUAGCCAGUAGGGAGAGGAAAGGCUCUGUAGAGUUAAGGGAGUCGUUCAAAAGUGACAGAAAGCACCCUGAAUACGGGUAUGCAGUUCCUCCACCGUCAGCGCAGCCAAACUAUUCAAACACGUACACCAUUAUUCAACAGCCUGCUACCACCACUUCUGUAGUAGUAGUCGGAGGCUGUCCUGCCUGCAGGGUUGGCGUGUUGGAGGACACCUUCACCUGUCUCGGUGUUUUGUGUGCCAUUGUAUUCUUUCCAAUUGGGAUUCUGUUCUGUCUUGCACUGAGACAGCGAAGAUGCCCUAAUUGUGGGGCAGCUUUUGGCUAAGGGGAUGAAUGUGGAUGUGCUUAUGGAAGCUACAACUGUUAAGCAUACUCUUUCUAAUGUAAAUGUCCUGUACAAUCAUUUUAUUUGCUUCAGACCUGUUUUGUAAAGUGUGAAGAAAUUUAGUCUCUUGCAUGUAAUUUAAACUUAAUCUUUUAUGAGCAUGUGCAUUGCAAAACAUGAAAACUGAACUUGUUUUCCAUGUUUAGUGGCACCUCUUGAAAAACUAAAUAAAACUGCUUUUCUUUUUGCAAUCCUCAA
Messenger RNA from Struthio camelus australis, 1224 nucleotides. The record is from RefSeq and is a predicted model, not a curated record. NCBI's taxonomy places the organism in Eukaryota, Metazoa, Chordata, Aves, Struthioniformes, Struthionidae.